Messenger RNA from Blastomyces gilchristii SLH14081, 2779 nucleotides. Its product is annotated as serine/threonine protein kinase. Bases 325 to 2667 code for a protein of 780 amino acids. The record is from RefSeq and is a predicted model, not a curated record. Gene Ontology annotation, molecular function: ATP binding; protein kinase activity; protein binding. The transcript has 5 exons. Gene Ontology annotation, biological process: protein phosphorylation. Lineage: Eukaryota; Fungi; Ascomycota; Eurotiomycetes; Onygenales; Ajellomycetaceae.
GGGAGAAUCUCGCCAACCUGGAAAAUAGAUGCCUGCCGAGAAAAUUCUCACGAUGCCCGCCGAGAGCAAGCCUUACCACCCCUUCGGCUGGUGUUCACAUCCCCAGCCCAAGUAUCCUCCUCAAAACGAGGAUGGAGCCUGUGUUGACCCCUCCCCCUAGUUACUACUACUACCUACGAGGUCAUCGUUCCGUCACAACCACCAACUGGAAUUCUAUCCAUCAGACUCCACCCCGCUGGUCGCCUGGCGAUACCAGAGCCGUGCGAAGGAUCGCGUUACCAACCAGUAGUAGCGGGGAAUAACCCAUGGCUGGCUUAUGCGAUCAUGGAAUAUGAACAGUUCCAGAUAUCCGCUGAAUCGCAAUAUUGCUACAAUAGCCGAAUCGGGUGGUCCAACCCGAGAACAGGGUACCGCGCGUCGGAUGGGAGGUACAUGUACAAGUUUGAUGUUUCGACUACCUCUUCCGAGCUGGCUGUGCGCAUGUUUGCCAGGCGCUCUGAUGCUGAAGCGGGACUCCAGACUGUCUCCUUGGGGUCUGUCAUGGUGAACCCGUUCACGGAAAACCGGCCUCGCGAUAGGCAUGGUUACGAGCCCAUACCUGUGCAGGGUGGCACGGGGAAAGUGCCGAUCGAUAUUUCCUAUCUCGAGAAGAAGGUACCGCCGUUGGGCGACACGGAGGUUUGGUGCGUCUACGGCGAGAUGGGCUCGAGUGAUCUGGUCUAUGUAGAGAAGCUAGACACCGACAGAAGCUACGGCAUGAAGACCAUUCCCAUAGUCGUAGACGUUACCCACGAGUCCAAGCUCACUCAUCGCGUCGAACACCCGUUCAUCGCUCCGCUCAAAUUCGCUUUCAAGUCGUCCAAGGGACUGAGCCUCCUUUCACCGUUGGCUAGCGGAGGGCCGCUUUCUCAUCACCUCCAGCGGGUGCGGCGGUUCGAUGUUGGCCUAGCUAGAUUUUAUGCUGCGGAGCUCCUCUGUGUACUGGAAUAUCUGCACGACAACCAUAUUAUUCUCGCACAUCUGAAUAUGGAGGAUAUCUUCUUGGAUUCACCUGGACACCUCAGCCUAUGCAAUCCUAGUCUUUUCAGUCUGGAGGUCAAGGACGGUGAUACAGUUGUGCCAGGAACAUCAGGCGUACCCAGCCCCCUGAGCUUGUCAGGCAACAACCAAGUUGACCGGAUUUACCCUCCCAUUUCUACGGUCGGGAUGGCCAAUAAGCGACGACUCAAGAUAAGUAGAGACCCGAAUGGGACCUCUGAAAUAAAAGACCACCCGUUCUUCAAAGGCACCAAUUGGCACGAUCUCCUCCAGCGGAAAUAUACAACUCCUUUCAAGCCCCAUGACGCGGCAACAGACUUCUGGCCUGGGGCGAAGGAGUACGACUCAGACAGGGGGCGAAAAGUGGAAGAAAAGAUAGAAAAUGGAAAAGUGUACCAGAGAGUAGUGGGCGCGAGUUGGCCACGAUGCGAAUGGAAUCAAACCGGCUGGGUGAGGGACGGAAGUACAGAGGACAACCCGGACAGGCCUUCAUCUCCCACUAGGGAGGACUACGACGAUGGAUGGGAGUUGUUGUGGGAUCCGACGUCGUAUCGAUUCAACUUUCGAAAUCGCUUCACUGAUGAAACGUCCCCGGGCCGUCUCUCAGACAAAUACUCCCGAACGUACCUGUGGGGUAUACCACAGGGGCCUCCAGCUGUCCCACCCGCGGCAUCCAAUCCAACGUGCAGGCCACCUCCCUUGAGUGAGAGAAAGGCGGCUCUUGCGGCUGCAUUGGUAGCCGGAUACGGGGUGCGUGUGUUCUCACAGAUCCUCAGACAUGGGAAUGACUUGAGCUUGGACUUCCCGAUUCUUUGCUACAACCAACCCUACAGACCCAAAGAAGGCAUUCUCAACUCGGUUGAAUAUUUCCAUGAAAUCCAGCUGACACCACUGGAGUGGGCGGUAGAGCACGACAGGCUCGAUCUUGUCAAUCUGUCCCUGGCUCACGGCGCCGAUGCGAACUAUACCAUCGAAUCGGCAGAGGGGCCUGCCCUAGUGAAAGCAGUGCGACGAGGCAGCCUGAAACUAGUUGAAGCGCUUGUGCAGAAAACCAACCGCGUCUCUGGAACAAGGGCACUUCUUUUAGCAGUGAAGCAGCAGCACAGCGCCAUCGUCAACACGCUGCUUGCCAACGGUGUUCAGUGCGACUUUGAGGAGUCUGACCGGCCGCUUCCCGACCGUCGAUUUUUUUCCGAUCGCGACACCACUCCUGAUCAGCCAACCCCUCUACAAGCAGAACGUUUCGCACCUCCGCUCCUCCUAGCAGUUACAUCCGGCAAUGCAGAUCUGGUGAAGGCACUGCUUGCGCACGGAGCUAAUCCCCAUGCUCCCUACCAUGGCGUCCGUGGGCUCCGUCGCGAUCAUGACGGCUCCGGUCUCAAGGUAGCGGCUAGCUUUACCUGCGGAAGGGUCAUACAGUUGGCCAUGGAGUAUUGGCAGAAUUCCGAGAUCGUCCAAUUACUCCUCGAUGCAGGCGCGGACAUCAGUCUUCACCAUCCAGUCUGGCCCGUGCCUGUCUGGCCUGUUGGGGGUCAUGUAUGUGAGCCGGUACCCAGAGCUGUAUAUCUCGAGGUUACUGCUGGCCUGGAGGCAGCGAUGGCAGAAAGAAAGAGGCAAGGGGAGUGCUGAGAAGCGGUAUGUAAUCUCUUGAGAUGUUUUCUUCUCGAUCCUUCCACCAAUCCUUUCAGAUGAAGGAGAUUCUGACGUUGAUACUCAAGGGUACAAACAAGUUUUUUAUGUC